AUGGCGGAGGACCGAAUCGACGUACACAUCCCCCCUCGCCCAACGCUCCUAGACAGCGUCAGACUUCGCGAUAUCCAACUCUCCCUCCCUGCAGCCCCAGACCCGUGGCAUCGACAAGGAAAACCGCAACCAUGCACUGCAUCCCUCAAGUUGUCGUAUUCGUCCGCCGUCGCCGCCGCUGCAGCCGAUGACGUUUCUCUCUCCCUCGACUACGGGAAGCUCUACCGCCGCUUGGCGGAAGAUAUCCGGCAGAUGGGCCAACAGGAAGGCCUGGGCCAGCCGACCGUUUUUGUGGAUGGGAAUCUGAAGGAUGAGAAGGCUAUCAAUGCUCUGGGCCAGGACGUGAGGGUCAUCGGAGGCGUUGUCGCGAACUGCGGACUGGGCCUACUCGAUGAGACGGCUGCGGGUAUUAGGAGGAUGUCUCAUGUUCAUCAGAGCCCGAGGAACAGUAUUAAUUCCGCUGCUCUACCGGUUAGAUCCCUGGAUGAAGAGCAGCAGCAGCAGCAGCAGCGACGACGAUCAAGUUCCGCGGCGGCCGCAUUCCCUAUUUCUGGAGACUACGGGCAAUGUGAAAUCUGGAUCCAUUUGCCCAAGGCAUUGCUACGUGCUGAAGGUGGCCUCAGGUAUCGCAGCGUCACUUUGUGGGGUUACAAACAGCCGGAUGAGACGGGAACAGAAACCACUGUGGCUGCUAUAGAUGCUGACAGGCGUUCUGUGGUGCUGGAAGAGGAGUUUCGUAUUGAAGAUAUCCGAUGCUACUGUAUAUUGGGAGUGAACUCUCAUGAGAGACUGGAGAAGCAGGCUGUGAUGAUCACGUUGGAAUUCAAGGGCCCGGGACAAUUGGCAUGGGGAACUACUGUCGUUGAUACGUAUCAAGAGAUGACUAGAACAGUGGCUGAGAGAGUCGAAGAAACUACUUUCCAGACAGUAGAGGCACUGGCUACCUUCGUCGCACGAAUCGUGACUGUGGAGUUUGCCAACGAGAGAGUCACGGUCACUGUGGAGAAACCCAGCGCGUUGGCAUUUGUAGAGACAUCUGGCGUGGAAAUCACCCGGACCCAAGAGUUCUUUUCUGCGUGA
This is a messenger RNA of Monascus purpureus, 1080 nucleotides long. The record is from the annotation of a GenBank genome assembly. Lineage: Eukaryota; Fungi; Ascomycota; Eurotiomycetes; Eurotiales; Aspergillaceae.